GCACGGUGGCGCUGUUGGAGGAGAUGGUGCAACUUGCGUCCUGGGUGCCCCACCCACUCUCUGGCGCCGUCAGCCUACGCUUCUUUCUCCAAGGGCACGAGUUCAUUGUGCGGCCAUCGCCCCACGAAGGACUGCCGCUGAUUGAUACGCACAUCACGCCGUACUUCCAGUUCUUUUCGCCACAGGACCUGCUCAUGGUGGUGCUCUCUCUCGCGUUUGACAAAACCGUCAUCGUCUUCAGCAGCGAUGUCGCUGAAAUCGCCCCAUUCUGCCAGGCCCUGCUUGGCCUGCUGUACCCGCUGGAGUUUCUGCACACGUACGUCCCCAUUGUGCCUGACGCAGACUGGGUGCAGUCGCCCACGCCAAUGCUUGCAGGCAUGCACGCGUCCAUGCAGCGCGACGCCCUGCGUGGAUUUGAGGAGCCUGGCAGCUUGCAACCCGUGUUUGUCAACAUGGACACAGGGAUCAUCACCCUCCCCGACACAGAGGACCUGCCCAAGUGCCCAUCACACAUUGUGCACCAGUUUGUCGCCGCUAUCAACCAAGUCAAGAAACCGUUUGCCAUCAGCGUGCUGGGUCGUCCGCUUGUUGAUCCCCUCCACCACAAGGAGGCCCAGCUCGACUUUGAGGCAAAGGCAGAUGUUCUGGUCAGGGAGGCCUUUCUUCGCACCAUGGUUUCGCUUUUGAAACGCGUCAAAGAGUGCAUUUCGUUUGAUCUCACGCCGCCUCUUCUGCACACGGAGGCCUUUCUAGCUCUUCAACCUGAAGAGUCUCUUCAGUUCUUCCAAGCUCUUAUCACCUCCUCCGCCUUCAACGCGUUUGUGUGUAGUCGCACAAGGCAUCGUCGCGAUCUGUUUGAUGUGCUGUGCAGCGCUGUGGAGAAGAAAGUGCGCACAGGCCGCCCCCACUUCUUCACCAUUGCACUCGACCCGGAAGCGCUCGCGCUGACAGGUGCACACGUCAACCCGUCGGUGAACGUGUCGCAGCUGCUACACAACACCUCCGUGCCCUCGGGACUGGUGUGCAGCACGCCCGCAUCCGCGCACGCAAAUGGCGGCGCUCAUCACAGCAACAGCACUGGCGCCCGAGACGUGUUCCCGUCAUCACCAGUGCAGCCGUCGACAUGUGCAAGUGCAUACACAACACCGCGCACCCACCGCUCACAGCCCGGCCAACAACACCAACACCAACAACAGCAGCAGCAGCAGGAAGGGCCAGCGUCUUCACACCGCCGCCUCUCUGGACAGAGCUCAACGGGGACAUAUGGACUCUCGUCGUCGCUGUGUGAGGAGGGGACAACAGCCACGCCGACUGCCAGCAACACGAGUGCACAUCCAAGUGGUGAUGUCCCUGCUGACUCACAUCAUACAGACUUUCACCUUGGGAGUGAACCGCCGUCACCGCUCCCAACUGCGGAAAAGAGCAAGAUGUUCACACCGCAGACCCACGCGAAGCAAAAGCAGCGGCUCCGUUCUCUUCCUGGCUCUCCGCUCUCGCGCGAACCGUCAGCCACCGCCCCAUUUCAGGACUACUGCAAGCACAUGCUGGCCAUCUUGGACGAGGCCAUCGCAGCGGAAGAGCAAGGGUCUGACGACACGGGCGAGCUGACGUCUGUAUCGAAGAGUCUGUUCUAUCUCCGUGCAGUCUACAAGCUCGGCCUGGGAAAGACCAUCCCUGCGUUUCAGGACCUGGACAAGUUGCGCGAGGACGGGAUUAGUUUCCCGACUAAACGCGUUGCCGCUAUCAUUUCGGGCCUGUCCGAGGUGGAGCAGAUGGUCCUUCGUGAGUCCUCCCUUGUCAAACGCAGUCCAAUGUGGCAGGAAAUCUUCAAGAUGUUGGCAGUGGCAACCCAAGCCGACCUUCCGCUCAACAUGCUGCCAGACGAGCACAACACGCAGAUUCGCUCCUUCCGGGAACUGCAGAAAGCGUGCACGGGGCCAAUGGACCGCAGGACGUUUUCGCGUUGGACGUCCACGUAUGUUUCAUGCACGGUUGCAAAGGCUGAGCAGGCAUUCACCGCACUUUCCUCCUUCCACGACAACGUCAGCAUCCCAGCGGCGGUGUGUCAAGCGUUCUUCCAGGAGCUGCGCGACGACAGCGCACAACUUCCGCUCUCCGUCCAGAAGCUGCUGAAGCUUGAUCACGGCGAGAGUGUGCUCAAGUGUCAGGCCGGCGUGCGCGCGAGGGAAGUGCGAGAGCUUGGGCGCCUCAUUCUCACACACAAACGCGUGUUUCUCGCCCGCAGCGAUUCAUCCUGUCGGGAACUGCUGUCACUGGCGGAGGUGCGCACAGUGGAGAGAACGAAAUACCGCGCAACGCGCCUCUCAUCGCAUAUGGACGCCCUCCAAAUUGUCGACAGAAACAACUGCAAAACGACACUUGUGUUCUUCAGUCUGCGGGACAAGUGGUUCCACUUCAUCACCGAGCUCGUCAGCGCACACAAGGUCACGCAGACGCGCGGAUCGCAGCUGCUCUCGGAAGCAAAACUCAACAUCCUUCUUGUCGACGCAAUUCACAAAGUUACGACCUCAACAACACCGCCGUCGCGUGACAGCGAAGAUGACGUCAUUGCCAAUCGCCACGUGCGUGCGCUGUUCACGAACCAGGUGCUACACAACGCGCCGGCGAAGCAACAGCUCUCGCGCAGACGCGAGCGCGGCGGUGUCGACCUCAGUCCGGGCAUGGAGAAGAAGCGAACGGUUGAGCGAAUCAUCCAUGUGUUUUCACCGGACUCUGGCGACCAGCUCUGGUGCGGUCUUGGUGACGGCACCAUCCAACUUGUUGUCCUACCGACGUUCAUCCUCGAUGACACAUGCAUCCAGGCGCACACCAAACGCAUCACCGCCCUCAUGAAGUGCCGCAACGCCGUCUGGUCCAGCGGUUUCGACUUUGAAUCAUGCGUGAUUGACAUUCGAACGUAUCGCAUUCUGGAGAAGCUGACAAUGCCGUUUAAACAACCCAUCACCAAGUUCACAAUGGCGGACAAUUGCGUGUGGGGCUGUGGGCUGGACGGGUUUCUGUUCUGCUGGAAUCCGCACACGCGUGAUCUCAUUCACACGCUCAACCUCAACGACAUUACCAGCCAGCGCGUCACCUGCUUCUGCGUGCAGAAGUUUGCAGACGCGUUCUGGGUUGGGUGUGGCGAUCGCAUCCUGAUCCUCGCAGACUCACAGCAACAGAAGCAGCAGCAGCAAGAGCAAGAACGGCAGCGAUCGUCAGUGUCAUCGUCAGUGUCGUCUGCUGCGCUGUCACCAUCACCUGGGGACGCUGGCCGCGCACGAAGUCGCUUGUCGCGGACUGCGGGCCUGGCGAAAUGCAAUUUGAAGGACCGCCUCGCAACACUCGCUCAGGAGCCUGACGACUAUGACGACGCCGACAACGACGACAACGACGACAACGACACCACCAUCAGCGGUGGCCAGGGCGAUGGUGAUCACGAUGAGCACCGCGAAGCUGGUGCCAUGGGAGAUGACAGCAGCGCGACUGGCGGCGGGUCUGUUGCUCGCGCGUCGUCAUUGUCGUCGACGCUGGCACCUCCACGUCAUCGGUUGCGAUCAGCCAGCAUCAUCCACCAAGAUGACGACGACGACGACGACAAUUAUGAUAACGAUGAUGCCUUGUCUCGCACGUCCUCUGUCGCCAUCAUGCCAGACACAAACCGCAAGCUGAGGUCGACCAUCACCACCGCCGCUGCGAAUGGAUUCACGCGUGGGAACGACAAGGACAUCUGGUGCUUCUCGCAGCAGCAAGGCAUCAUUGAGAUCCGCAACAUGGACACGCUGUCGCGCGCGGCAUAUGGGGGGUCGUUCACGGUGUCGUGCGGCGGCUUCACGAGCAUCGUGCGCACACAGCCGUGCAUGUGGGCAGCAGGCAACAACGGGUCCAUCUAUGCGCUUGAUCCCGUCACGCACGCGUGCAUGAUGGAGUAUUCUGCACACACGGACCGCGUGCGUUGCUUGUGUGUUCUCGACGACGCCGAGGACGCAGCCAGCAUCGUCAGCGGCAGCGCCUCUGGCGACGGCACGCUGAGUGUCUGGCGGCACUCUCGUAACCGCGCAGCAACACGACGUCAGACCAAGUAGCCGCUGAUAGCAGCACCAACAAGCAACACUCGUGGUUGUAUCAUGGCAUGCCACGUCUGCACGUAGGUAGUUGCUUUCCACCGUUCAUCGGCGCUUAUGCAGACGCUUCAUGUUCUUUCUUCCUGCUGCUCUUGGUUUUGUUGUUCUUUGCUGUUUGUUGCGGUGUCAUCGCUUUGAGUGUGUGGGUGUCACAUUAAGUGAAAUGUUACGACACACAAUACCCACUCCUGUUCUCCCCUGCCCCUUGGUUUGGCGUGGCAUGGUUUGAGCUGGUGCCUUUUUGUAGCUUUCUUGGCUGGUAACUGCUCAUUAGAAGUGCGUUGAAACGACA
Messenger RNA from Salpingoeca rosetta, 4413 nucleotides. RefSeq lists its product as uncharacterized. NCBI's taxonomy places the organism in Eukaryota, Choanoflagellata, Craspedida, Salpingoecidae. The record is from RefSeq and is a predicted model, not a curated record. Gene Ontology annotation, biological process: regulation of Rab protein signal transduction. Gene Ontology annotation, cellular component: cytoplasmic vesicle. The coding region runs from base 24 to 4082 and encodes 1352 amino acids. Gene Ontology annotation, molecular function: protein binding. The transcript is spliced from 29 exons.